CUGAGGGGCGGAGAGAGUGUGUGUCUUUGUCUAGAGUUACAGAGCUUCAGCUGUCCAGGAGCAUACGGGUGGAGAGAGGCUCUGGAAACAUGUGUGUGUGUUUAUGAAGAGAGGCGCGGUCUAAAGAGGGAGUUCCUGACCUCCGAGUGACGACUGCAGUUUUCUCCUGGCCUCAAACACUCGCAGCAGCAGCGUGAGAAGAUGUUUACCAACGCUGGACUCCGUAUACGAAGACUUUCUGAGUGUCUGAAUGCAGAGAAGAAAGACAGAAGCGAAUGAAGCAAACGCUCAGACAUGAAGAGCAGAAGAUCAGGCAGCACGGGCUGAAAGAGGAGGGCGCUACGAGCAAAAUACUUUACACAGAGUCCGGAUGGAGACGCACACGACUGAAAAGUGAGCGAGACGUUAGAUGAGACUGCAGUGUACCUACAGGAAGAGGAUGAACAAGUGUUUCCUGCUGCGCGUGAGUCUCCUGCUGUCUCUGCUGUGCGUCUGCGCUCACGUCUACGUGGAGCUCAAGGGCUUGUGUCUGACGGCGGCGGUUCGACUCCAGAAACAGACCCCGAAUCGCAGGCAUCAGAAGGCCGUUACCAGGACACCUUUGGCUGACGCCGCAUCCACGUGCUGCCGGCCGCUGAAACAUCACAGACGGAUUCGUAGAUGGAAGAUCGACCUUCAACCGUGGGCCGCAGAGACACACGACUUACAGGAGGAAGCCGAUCGAUUCCUCAGAUACAUCUCUACACCGCAGGUGUCCUGUGAGAGACCAGAGUCUGCGCCCGUGUUUGACAGAGAGGAUCAUGGGUCUUGGGUUCUGUGUUUGGACCGCCGGUUCAGUCUGGCCGAGCGUAUCGCGUCGAAACACUGCCGCGUUUAUUCUCUCAGGUUAGGAGUGGAGGAUGAUGGUCUGGAGCGGCUGUUAGCCGGCUCAGGCUGUGAGGUUCACUGCUUCGACCCCAGCAUCAGAGGAGCUCACCUGCAGGACGCACACAUGUGGCUCCACCGGCUCUCCGUCGACUGGAGGGACCCCAACCCCGCCGUCCCGGCCCAGAGACUCCACAGCGGCACCAAGAAACUCGCCGCCAUCCUCAACGACUUCGGCCACAGACAGGUGGAUGUCCUGAAGGUGGACCUGGAAAGCGCCGAGUGGAAGAUUCUGGAGAACCUGAUUCUGGAGCAGGUGCUGGACUCCAUCGGCCUGCUGCUGCUGGAGCUGCACCUGCACUGGGCGGGGUUUGAGGUGGGCGGAGACGAGCCCUCGGUGGUCCGCUAUUGGUUCAGCCUGCUCAGGGAGUUAGAGCGCGCUCACUUCCGCCUCUAUCACAGCUACAGCGACCCGACCAAACCACGCCUGUUCCUGCACAGAAACCUGCGGAACACCAGCAGCUCCUUCGUCCUGGGAUGGGUGAACACUCAGUUUGUGCCGCAAGGAUGAUCAGGAACAGAAACACUUAUGUCCUGGGUUGAUUAGUGCGACAUUCUCAACAGUGUGCGAUUAUGGGAGACACGAUUAAAGAUGUAAAACUCCCAGUAAACUCUGUCAAUCAUGACUUAGGUCAUAGCAAAUGUGCAUAUUGCACAUGAUGUCACAUAGUUUGCUUUGAAUUUUACUCAAGAUACCAUCUCUUCUGACAACAAACAAUCAUAACAAUAGGGGAAAAGCAAACAAACAAACAAAAGUUAUAAUUUAAUGGGACUCAACUGAAGAAAAAGAGAAAAACACAAAGUGAAAUCAUCAAGAGAUCAUGAACCGACAUGAAUCAGUACUAUGGUAACACUUUACUCAUAUUGCGACAUGGUACCAUGGUAAUACUACUGUUUUAAGGGCAUGUACCAUGUAAUAUUGCAGUAUAUGAACAUGGUUAUAGUACAUAUCAAAGUAUCAUGGUAGCACAAAAUAUAUAAUUAUAUAAUAUAUAUUAAAAUUACAUAAAUUGUAAUUAAAUUUAUUUAAUUGUAUUUAAAAUCAGAUCAGCAGUGUGUAUGUGUGUAAAUAUAUAUAUUUAGUCAAACCAAAA
Molecule: messenger RNA, 2018 nt
Organism: Megalobrama amblycephala (Wuchang bream)
Lineage: Eukaryota; Metazoa; Chordata; Actinopteri; Cypriniformes; Xenocyprididae
Gene: mettl24
Product: methyltransferase like 24
Exons: 6
Coding region: 410-1435 (341 amino acids)
Source: RefSeq, a predicted model, not a curated record